This is a messenger RNA of Capsaspora owczarzaki ATCC 30864, 3414 nucleotides long. RefSeq lists its product as hypothetical. Gene Ontology annotation, biological process: regulation of transcription by RNA polymerase II. Gene Ontology annotation, cellular component: nucleus. Bases 1 to 3135 code for a protein of 1044 amino acids. The record is from RefSeq and is a predicted model, not a curated record. Gene Ontology annotation, molecular function: DNA-binding transcription factor activity, RNA polymerase II-specific; RNA polymerase II transcription regulatory region sequence-specific DNA binding. The transcript has a single exon. NCBI's taxonomy places the organism in Eukaryota, Filasterea, Ministeriida, Capsasporidae.
AUGCUGAUGAUGCAGCAACUCCAGAAUCAGCAGCAGCAGCAGCCGCAGCAGCAGCAGCAGCAUCAGCAGGGGUCGUACUAUGCCCCUCAGCAGCAGCAGCAGCAGCAGCAGCAGCCAGUGUUGACUCAGCUGACCCCUUUUGGAGCAACACCUUCUUCCGUCUCGAAUGCCAACGGCCCGAUGCUCAUGAUGGUCCCGCCUGCCCCUCGCAGCCACCCCAGUAACCACUAUCAGCAGCAGCAUCAGCAGCAGCAUCAGCAGCAGCAUCAGCAGCAGCAGCAGUGGACGACGGCUGGAUCGGAGGCUUGUCCCCAGCAGUUUUACACUUCAUACCCAGCCCCUGCUACUGCGACUGCUGCGCCUUACCACCCCCAGCAACAGCAGCAGGGUAUGGCGCACCACGUUGGCCAGCCCAUGGUUCAGCAGCAGCAGCAGCACCAUCAGCAGCAGCAGCAACAACCGCAGCAAGCCUAUUACUUCCGGCAGCCAACUCCGCCCUCGUCGGCAACCUCGUCGCAUGGCUCGCAGUCGUUCUCUGCGUUCAUGUCGGCUGCCUCGACCCUGCUCGCUCAGCAAGCCCAGCAACAACAACAGCAGCAACAGCAACAGCAGCAGCCGCACCCACACCACCAGCACCACCACCAGCAGCCGCACCACAAGAAUGGUAUGCCGCUUCCGUCGCCAACCGAGCACGAGCCGACGACCUCCUCAACGCUCGCCCGCCUUCCCAAGCCCAGCCCGGUCGUCAUCCUGAACCAGCCCUACCAUGCUCAGCACCCUCAGCUGCAGCCCUUCCCACAGCAGCAGCAACCGCAGCAGCAGCAGCAAUUCCAACAGCAUUUCAUGCCGCAGCAACCGCAACAACAGAUCUUUUAUCAACAGGCUGCUGCUGCUCCUUCUAUGACGCAGCAGCAUCACCAACAACUCCACACGUCGUCAUCCGGCGCUGCUGGCAGCGCUGGAAUGACCUUCUCGGCACCCACCGGAUUUGUUGUCGGAGCGUCGGCAAUGGAAGGUGAGCCCACUCCGCGGUCUGGCGCCUCGUCCGCUGGCUCGACGACCUCGACCGUCCGCUUCUUCCCACAGACCACCACCGCCGCCGCCGCCGCCACAGGCAUCCCUGUUGCUUCAUCCUCACCCAUGGCGAACGCGAGCAUCCUGAACGCGACGUCGCUGUCGUCGUCGUCGUUGUCAACGGUCUACCCUCCCUCCCUCAUCACCCCAACCACGAGCAGCAGUGCGUUUGCCGUGCCCGUGUCGCCCCGCACCACCACGACCGCAUCCGGAACACCAUCCGUCAUGUCCAUGGGAGUCAGUGCUGCUGCUGCUGCUGCUGCCUCCUCUGCAAUUCCUCCGAUGAUGAUGCACGUGAGCAGCGAUCCGCAUCCGAUGGCUGCUGCAACCACCGCCGCGGCCGCUGCUGCCCUCUCGGCGCUCGCCUCGUCGUCCUCAUCGUCGAUGCCGUCCAUUCACGGUCACGCUGCACCGUUGCAAAUGCACGCCAUGCCGAGUGUUGCUGGGCCUCAACCGCAGCAACAGCAGCAUUGGAUUGUAAAUCCCGCCCACCAUGUUCCCCAGAAACAUUCCUUUGACCAGUCUGCCCCCAUGCUCAACAUGCCCCAGUCUGCUGCUGCGCCGUACGUCCAAGGGCAAGUGCACCCUCACCACCACCUUCCUCUGCAGCAGCCUCAGCAGCAGCAACAACAACAACAAUUCCACUUUGUGACCGUCCACGGGCCAAAUUCUACAACCACACCCAGCCAUCCGAAUCGAUCUCGAAUGCUGCAUCCCAGCGUCGCCAACACGGCUUCUGCUUCCUCGUCGGAUGCCGUUGCGUUUGUGACGGCUGCGGUGGCCAAGGCCCGCGAUCUCUGGAAGAAGGUGUCGCACGACGAGGCUUACGAGGACAAGCCUGCCGUUGCACCCUUGGGCCAGACCGUGUCGCCGACCACAGUGGCAUCCUCUCAAGCGGACGCGGCUCUCGUCGCCAAGCGAAGCAAGCGAUCCAGCUCGUCGAGCACCUCCAGCGAAGAGGACAAGACCUCCUUGUCGGCUGCUCCUGCUGCUUCUGCUGCACCUGCGCCUGGCGGAAUCAAGCGGUCGCGCACUGAAAUGCACGCUCCGACUCAUGCUCGCCAUCGCAAGCCUGCUGCUGCUGCUGCCGACGACGACGACGACGACGCCGCCGCCGAUGCCGAGGACGAGGAAGAAGAAGAGGAGCCCGAAGACGACGAGGAGGAAGAGGAUGAUCCCUACCAUGCCCAAGACGAGGAUAGCACCAGCCACGAUGACGAUGACGAUGAUGAUGAGGAUUACCGCGAUGGCACCAGGCAUCACCAACACUGCAAUCAUUCGCACGCGUCGCCAGACGAAUCGGGUCGCGCUGUGCGCCGCCCCCGUCUGGACAGCGAGCACAGUCAAGACAGUGAGCUGCGGCUGGCCGUACUCACUCGAGAUUUGCUGGUCGAGUACGCAAACCCCUCGGGCAAGCGUGUCUUUGAGACUGGCAUUGUCACGGAAAGCUGGAUGGCUCAGCACAACAACACCUGCCCCAUGGCUGGCUGUGGGGAGGUGCUCAAGACUGCGUAUGCCAUGCGCAAGCAUCUGAAUGCCGUGCACAACCGCCCGCGGUACAACUGCCAACCAUGUGGCGUGGUUUGCGAAACCCCGCUCGACCUGCGUCUGCACAUGUCUGCCAAACACCAGGGCACCGUGUACGCCUGUGAGCACUGCGACAAGAUGAUGCCCAAGCUGUCUCGGUUGCUCGCGCAUGCAGAGGUGGAGCACCCCGGCACGCUGUAUGAUUGCACCAUUUGCAACAAGCGGUAUCUGGUCGCGAGUGGGCUGCGAUCACACAUCGAGUCCAUCCACAAUGGCGCGCGCUUCCGUUGCGAGUUUUGCGGGCGCUGCUUCAACGUGCACUGCAAUCUGCGCACGCACAUGCUGGCCAAGCACACGAGUGCGCGCUACCACUGCGACCAGUGCGACAAGGUCUUCACCAUGGCGCGCAGUCUGCGCACGCACAUCAACUCCAUCCACAAGGGCAUUCGCCACGCCUGCACCUACUGCCCCAAGACGUUCACGCGUCUGGUUGCGCUCCGCAAGCACGAGCGAGGCGUCCACCAUUCUGAUUGAGACGGUUGGUUGCCCAAUGCUUUUUUUUUCUGGACUCCUUUAUUCUUGUGAGAGGGGCUGGCUUCCCCAUACACAAACUGAGAGGUACCUUUCUGAAACCGUCGAUCAUCUCGACAACACUUGGAGAUGUUUUUCAUUUUUCUUCUUUUUUUUUUUUUAGUUUGAUGCAUUUGUUUUUUCGAACCAUGUUCUUUUUGUUGACCUGCGCCUUGAUUCUUUUCUUCUUGCUUGUACUUGCUACAUGAGUAUGCCGGUCGAUUUUUUGGUGCGCUUUGCGUU